Molecule: messenger RNA, 1435 nt
Organism: Schistocerca nitens (vagrant locust)
Lineage: Eukaryota; Metazoa; Arthropoda; Insecta; Orthoptera; Acrididae
Gene: Tango11
Product: transport and Golgi organization protein 11
Exons: 5
Coding region: 168-809 (213 amino acids)
Source: RefSeq, a predicted model, not a curated record
AUGUUGUUAUGGGUAAAUAAAUGCGGAAGGUUGUAAUAACAUUAUAGUGCUGGAUGAUAAUAAUAAGCUGUAUCAUCGAGUUAGCUCUAUACGUGUGACGUUGUCCGCCGAACUAGACUUUCCCCUUUGUUUUGUUUUUAUAUGUAACUUUUAUCCAUUUUGCGAGUAUGUCAACGGAAGGAUCACCGAUUCAUUUGGUAGAUGAACUGAAAGGAACCCUUUAUGAUCCAGAGUAUACAGCUUACAUUAAUCAGCGAAUGAGAGUACCAGAAAGGUUAAGAAUUGAUGGUUCGUCGGAUGAACUGUACAAUUCGACCAUAAUGCCCAACGAAGUUUUUGACAUGCGUGUUCCAGAAAGGAUAGUUGUAGCAGGAAAUGAGCAACACAUAGGUAUCAAAGGAAUUCCAAGAGAAAUUGAAUAUGAAAAUAGCAUCAUGCCUUUGAAAGAAUCAGUGAGAGUGAAGACUCCUCCAUCAGUCAUAAGGCUUGAUGAGUACCCUUUUCCUUCUGCAUUUGAGUUCACUUCUGAGGCACCUGCAGAGAAGCCUGGUGCACUUGUUAAACCUAAACCACGUGUGGACCAGAAAUUAAUUAGCAGGGAGGCCACACCACCAAUAGGACCAGCAGAAGGUCUUUCUUACAAUGAAGAAAUCACCCACUUAAGACGACAAAUGGCUAAAUUAAAUCGUCGUGUCAUGGCCAUAGAGUUGGAUAAUAUUAAAAGGCAGCAGCGUGAAAAAAUUAUUUUGGCUUGUGGACUCGCAUACAUUGUUUUGAAAACAUUAAUAUGGCUAAAUCGCUCACAGUAGUAAUCUGUAAAUAAUCUGUUAAAGAAUGAAACUGUUCUUGUUAAUAAGCUAUGUAAAUCCAAAGGUGCAUUACUUGUAAGGUGGUGUGAAUAUAGUGUGCUAAUGUAUCACCAAAUAAAUAUCCAUGAGGCUUGUGACAGUUUAUGCAAAUUAAGGCUGUAAUAAAAUAGUAUUAAUUUUUGUAAGCCGUGUUGGUUUCUGUGAUUCUGAAUAAUGACACUAAGCACCUGUGAUCAGGCUGACUUUGACUCCAAACAUUGUCUGCUUAUUAAUCUGGAAAUAUAGCUUUUAUAUUUUUGUGCAUUUUAGUUUGCAGUAGUUUUGUUCUUAGACUUUGAACAUUAAUGAUAAAUUUGUGUAUUUAGCCUUUCCAUGACAAAACUGAGCUCAGUUGGCUUGGUGGGAAAAUACCUUUAUGCUUACAAAGAAACACUAUUUGUGGAUUUCUACGUCUGAAUACAUUGGGCCAAGCCAAAACAGCAGCUCCACAAAUAAUUAUAAUGUUUUCUGAUAUAAAAUGUUUUCAUUCCAUUGUGUAUCAGAAAUGUGUGUAAAUCUUUGUAAAUAUGAAGUCAAUGUCAGUGACAAUUGUUGAAAAAUAAACUUUUUUAUGUAUUCUAAUGCAA